AUUUGUAUGUUAUGUCAAGAAAAACCCUUCUGUCACUUUUGUUUAUAUUUUCUUGUGCAAUUUUCAUCAGACAAGAAUAAGACAAAGCUGAGAUUUAUCUUCUUUAUUUAAUCUUUAAAAAUGGAACAAUCUUUAGAAAAAGUGUUAAAUGAUAUAGUUUCAGCACCAGAAACAACAGCAUGUUUGUUUGCUAACAAACAAGGUCUUUGUCUCUGCACAAAAGGAAAGAUUAGUUCGGAAAUGGCUGGUAUUGGCAUAGCAAUAUCUGAGCAAGCUUGUAAAUUGGAACCAAACUUAAAUCCACCAACAAUAUGCAUGUACAGUGGCAAUAGGAGAUGCAUUAUUCAGAAAGACGGUGAAAUCACAGGAGUGCUUUACAAACAAUCACCAAAUUAAACAAAGAAAACAGAAAAAAAAGAAUCUUCCAAAAAGACGUAGUGACGUUUUUUAAAUGCAUUAACAUUUACUUUUUGUUUGAAUCUAUUAAGAAAUCGAAAUUGUCAGCAUAUUAUUUAGUUAUAGCUUUUAAUUAUAAAUGCAGACAUCUUUUAUAAUACAAAAUAAAGUGGCUUAAAUAAUAAAAAUAGU
Eupeodes corollae is the source of this 588-nucleotide messenger RNA. RefSeq lists its product as uncharacterized. The record is from RefSeq and is a predicted model, not a curated record. Gene Ontology annotation, cellular component: Ragulator complex; lysosome; cytoplasm. The transcript has 4 exons. Gene Ontology annotation, biological process: cellular response to amino acid stimulus; positive regulation of TORC1 signaling. Gene Ontology annotation, molecular function: guanyl-nucleotide exchange factor activity. The coding region runs from base 121 to 396 and encodes 91 amino acids. NCBI's taxonomy places the organism in Eukaryota, Metazoa, Arthropoda, Insecta, Diptera, Syrphidae.